This is a messenger RNA of Cutaneotrichosporon cavernicola, 867 nucleotides long. RefSeq lists its product as uncharacterized. The coding region runs from base 1 to 867 and encodes 288 amino acids. The record is from RefSeq and is a predicted model, not a curated record. Lineage: Eukaryota; Fungi; Basidiomycota; Tremellomycetes; Trichosporonales; Trichosporonaceae. The transcript has a single exon.
AUGGACAACCCCAACGCCCCCACCGAGUUUACCUUCAACCCGUUUGAUUUUGAGAACGAUCUUGGCCAGAUAACCGCCGGCCAGAACGAAGAGCUGAGCAACUACGGCCUUUCCUCGGGCAUGACCAACGCUACCCGUGAGGAGGCCCUCGACCCCAUUGCUGCCUUCGACCGCAUGCGGACUCACAUCUACGACACCUCCCCUCUGGUUGCGCGUCAGCCCAACCAGAACCCCCCUCCGCGUUAUGGCGACACCCUGGGAUGGACAUACCCCAACCCCGAGAACAUCUGGCGCCACACGACUCGCUUUGACGCCGUCCUUCGUCCCAUUGGCCCCAACGAGCCGCGCAAUGGUAGUCUCUUCGUGUCCCGCCCCGACCCGCAUGGUCCUCACCCCACCAACCUCCGCACUACCGGCAACACCUGGGCUGAGGCCGAGCAGGACCGUUGGCAGGAGGAAAUUGUCGCUCUGAACGGCCGCGACGGACCUUCGGCCCGUCGCCGUGCGAUGGAGCGUAACGACGAGCUGUUUGCUCGUCGCUACGAGUCCCACUUCUCGGCCAUCCAGGCCGGUGAGGCCGCGGUUAUUCGCAGCCUCGAGGACCAGAUUCGUGUCCUCGCCAACCAAGUUUCCACCAUGGGCACGGCUGGGUGGUAUAGUCGCGUCCAGAUCGAGGUUCUUCGCCGCCGCAUGGAGGCGUUCCACAAUAGUGAGCUCGACCGUGCUAACGUCGCUAGAACUGUUGUGCGCCAGCCGUUCCCCGCUAUCCCCAACUCGGCUGGGUUUGGCUGGAUCAGCACGAGAAUUAACCCUCCCGGCCCGGCUCGUCUUGACCCCAACAUGCAGAACAUUUGGGGUUACCCGUAA